This is a messenger RNA of Jatropha curcas, 1883 nucleotides long. RefSeq names its product L-type lectin-domain containing receptor kinase IX.1. Gene Ontology annotation, molecular function: protein kinase activity; ATP binding; carbohydrate binding. Gene Ontology annotation, biological process: protein phosphorylation. Lineage: Eukaryota; Viridiplantae; Streptophyta; Magnoliopsida; Malpighiales; Euphorbiaceae. The record is from RefSeq and is a predicted model, not a curated record.
UUUUCUUCUUAUUAUUUUUUCCCUUUGCAAGCUCCGUGUUCUUCAACUUCACAAGUUUCAAUCCAAACAUGGCAGAUAUAUCCUUCCAGGGCGAUUCUUUUCCUUCUAAUAAUGUUCUUCAACUCACAAAGAAUGCAAUAGAUGACAACCUCAUGAGCAGCGUCGGGCGCGCUUCUUACAAGUAUCCCGUAAGAAUUUGGGAUGCUAAAACAAGAAAGCUUACAGAUUUCACUACCCAUUUCUCUUUUAUCAUGAAAGCUGUUGAUCCUAAUCGGGUUGGUGAUGGUAUCUCUUUUUUCAUGGCACCGUUUAAUUCUGAGAUUCCGAAUAAUUCCAGCGGUGGAUUUCUUGCCUUAUUUAGUCCUGACUCUGCUUUUGGCGCUUUAAAAAAGAAUCAAAUUGUUGCAGUUGAGUUUGAUAGUUUUGAAAAUACAUGGGAUCCAAGUGAUGAUCAUGUUGGUAUAAUUGUUAAUUCAAUUGUAUCUGUUACUAAUGUUACUUGGAAAAGUAGCAUUAAAAAUGGAUCCAAGGCUAAUGCAUGGGUAAGUUAUAAUUCCACUACUAGAAAUUUGAGUGUUUUUCUAUCUUAUGCAGAAAAUCCCAAGUUCAGUGGUAAUUCUAGUCUUUCUUAUAUUGUUGAUUUGAGGGAUUUUUUGCCUGAAUGGGUUAGAAUAGGUUUCUCUGCUUCUACAGGCAGAUGGGUUGAAACACAUAAUAUUCUCUCUUGGGAUUUUGAUUCCAACCUGGAAAUUAAUAAAAAACCCAAAGAAAAAAAAGGAUUGAUUGUUGGUUUGGCUGGGGGUUUGGGACUAUUAGGCUGUGGGUUAUGUUUGUUAGGUUUUUUCUGUUGGAAAAAAUGGUAUCGAAAUAGAAAUGAAGAUGAAGGUGAAGAUGUUAUGGAUGAUGAAUUUGAAAAAGGAACUGGGCCAAAAAGGUUCACAUACCGCGAACUCAGUCGUGCAACCAAUAGUUUUUCCGAGGGAGGAAAGCUAGGAGAAGGAGGAUUCGGAGGUGUAUACAGAGGAUUAUUGACUGAAUCUAAUACACCCGUCGCGGUUAAAAAGGUCUCGAAAGGGUCAAGGCAGGGUAAAAAAGAAUACAUAUCAGAAGUAAAGAUAAUUAGUCGAUUGAGACAUAGAAAUUUAGUUCAACUAAUUGGUUGGUGCCAUGAAAAAAGGGAGUUCCUUCUUGUAUAUGAGUUCAUGCCUAACGGAAGCCUCGAUUCACAUCUUUUCGGAAGAUCAACAACAAUUUUAACUUGGAGUAUAAGAUAUAAAAUUGCUUUAGGAUUAGCUUCAGCUCUACUAUAUCUUCAUGAAGAAUGGGAACAAUGUGUAGUGCAUAGAGAUAUAAAAUCAAGCAAUUUAAUGUUGGAUUCAAAUUUUAAUGCUAAACUUGGUGAUUUUGGUCUGGCAAGACUCGUAGACCAUGAGUUAGGUUCACAAACAACAGUUUUGGCUGGCACAAUGGGAUAUUUAGCUCCAGAAUGCGUCACAACAGGCAAAGCAAGUAAAGAAUCAGAUGUGUACAGCUUCGGAGUCGUGGCUCUCGAAAUCACCUGUGGAAGAAGACCAGUAGAUGCAAAGCAAGAAGCUAAUAAGGUAAGGUUAGUUGAAUGGGUAUGGGACUUAUAUGGAAAAGGGCAAAUUAUUGAAGCUAUGGAUAAAAGAUUAAGAGAAGAAUUUGAUGAAAGGCAAUUAGAAUGUUUAAUGAUCGUUGGAUUAUGGUGUUGCCAUCCUGAUUUUAAUCUCAGGCCAUCAAUUAGGCAAGUGAUUAAUAUUCUUAAUUUUGAAGCUCCAUUGCCAAAUCUUCCGUCGAAGUUGCCUGUGCCAAUGUACUAUGCACCUCCCAUGAAUAUCUGUAGGUUUUCUUAUACAACUUAA